Molecule: messenger RNA, 1518 nt
Organism: Didymosphaeria variabile
Lineage: Eukaryota; Fungi; Ascomycota; Dothideomycetes; Pleosporales; Didymosphaeriaceae
Exons: 2
Coding region: 1-1518 (505 amino acids)
Biological process (GO): lipid metabolic process
Source: RefSeq, a predicted model, not a curated record
AUGCGACCGAUUCUGUAUCCUUGGGACACACUCGGAGCUCUGAUAGUCGUCAUAUACAUGCUUGUUCCGCAUCGAAAUCGACCUUGGCUACGGAAAGCAAGGUUCCUUGUCUUCGCGCUGAAUCUGGCGUAUACAGGGUAUCUGAUCAAGUAUGUCAGAGCAAAGGGCGUCGCGAACGCUCUAGGGAUUGGACUGAUUGCUGCGUGGAGUUCCAUCUACAUCCUAGCGGUCAUCGUAUGCAAUGACCCGCAACGAGACUUCAUGAGGAUUGAGAGGACAGAGGGCAUAUUCAGCUGGGACAAAGGGCAAAACGACAACUCACAGAACGGCGCCGCAAGCCCAUCUUCCAGCAAAAACAUGGAGCAAACUCGAGACCUCCCCGAAAUAAGAGAGUCACUCGGUCCUUCCCAACGCCAUGGUGACUUCGCCUGGCAACCCUAUCCAUCCACCCCCUUCAUCGAGCGCCUCGACUGGGUCCUUGACCUCUUUGCCAACUUCCGCGGCGCAGGCUGGAACUGGCGCACGAUAGUCACGCCUCCGCCUCCAAAACCCGUUCAAGAGCAACUCCUCCGCAAUUCCGCCAUCCAGCCCAAGCACACCUUCCGCGCGCACCCGAGUCAAACGCGCGCCUAUCCGACGCGUCGUGCGCUGCUCAUCGCCAACGCGAAGACGCUUCUUACGGGCUACUUCGUCCUAGACAUCAUCAAAACGAUAGGGAGCCACGACCCGUAUUUCUGGGGGUACAUUGAUCGACCGCCGGCGCCUUAUCUCCCCUCUUUCCUCCUCUCUUCUCCGAACCUGAUACACGCUUUCCGCCUAGUAAUCUGCCAAUUCGCUAUAAAAUGGGCCCUGGAAUCCAUAUUCGCGCUCGCACCGUUGUUCUUUUCUGGCCUUCUCGGUCCAAACAUACUAGGCGCACGCGCAGAACCCUGGAUGUACCCCGCGACAUGGGGCUCGUAUACACUGGUGCUAGACAAGGGGCUAGCGGGCUGGUGGUCGGGCUGGUGGCAUCAGACGUUCCGGUUUGCGUUCGAGCAGCCUAGUAAGAAGAUUAUUGAGGUUAUGGGAUGGGAUCCGAAAGCGCCGACGUCGAAAGCGGUGCAGUUAGUGGUGGCGUUUGGGCUGAGUGGGGCGCUGCAUGCGAGUGGCAGUGUAACGUGUCAUGGCUCGACCUUCCCACUCACAGGGCCGAUGCGGUUCUUCCUGCUGCAAGCUGGGGCGUGCUUUGCCGAGGGGAUUAUCCGGCAAAGUCUAAAGGGGAGCGCGUUUGCGAAGUGUGUGCCCGGAUGGGUGAAGCGUACGCUGACGUUUGUGUAUGUGCAUGUGUGGUUCUAUCAUACCGCGCAUUUGUUGUGCGAUGACUUUGCAAGAGGCGGCGUUUGGCUCUUCGAACCCGUCCCGAUCUCUCUAUUUCGUGGGCUGGGUUUCGGCGCCGAGGGCGAUGGGUGGUUGGCUAUAGAAGUUCUCCCGUCGUGGCAUCGUGGGCCCACGUGGUACAAGACUGGAGUCACAUUCUAG